Neodiprion virginianus is the source of this 4416-nucleotide messenger RNA. RefSeq lists its product as uncharacterized. Bases 762 to 1898 code for a protein of 378 amino acids. The record is from RefSeq and is a predicted model, not a curated record. The transcript is spliced from 5 exons. Lineage: Eukaryota; Metazoa; Arthropoda; Insecta; Hymenoptera; Diprionidae.
AGUAGCUUUCAGUGCGAUUCCUGCGGCCGUCGGGGUUCCGCGUGUGUGCAAUCGUUCCGUUCGAAGUUGGGGUGAAUUAACCGCGGCAUGUAAUUCUGCAUUGUAUCUACCAGCGCUUUAUCCCCGUUCUACGGAGAUGUGAAUAAGCAAGUUCUACCUCUAAGCAAACAUACCCAAGGAUUAUUUUCCUCGUUCUUCCACCUGUUAGUCGUGUAGUGCAGGCGCGACUUAUAUACACCGUUGUAUUGUGAGUGAUUGCAUUUUCUCGUUUCGCCUUAAGGCAACUAGUGCACCGACCGAAUAUAAUCCCGAUUCCAAGAGCCGUUUUGCGCUGAGGUACGGGGACUGUAGUAUUCAUGAUUAUUGGUGCCUGUGCAUUCUCUAUUCGACAAGUGGCACUAACACGAAUAUCCUCCUCUUAUCCGGGUAAUAAUAAUACUUAUAUGUGUGUGGUGCCGCCACAGCAGUGCUCGGUGAACAUAACAGGAUAUACCGCCGGUCAUUCGGCCAAGAAACGACCGAAUAAUUAAUCGCUGGCGUCGAGACGAAGAGUACCGAAGGUAUCAGCUCGGGACGAUGAAGCAUCGGUAAAACGAUCUGUCGUUAAAGAAAUGGAUGGAACCCGGCGUUGAAUCGAUCCGAUAAAAAUCCCUAGAAAGCUGUCCUAACCGAACGUCGUGCUAGGAGGGUGUGUCGGAGGAAGAGCGGCCGAGAAGUAAGGCUACGGCGUUGCCUUGGCGACCGAUGUCCAGGGGCGCGCGAUGGCCGGGGAGCUAGCCGUGAGCGUGAUCGCGGUCGACGGCACCGAGGCUUGUCAGCAGCAUCAGCAGCAUCAGGCAACGGCGCCUCCUCGCGCAGGGCCGACACAAAACGGCUGCAACAGGUCGUUCAUCUCGACGGAGGCGCAGACGGACGCGGCCGGUUCUCAAGGGCCGAACGCGUCCGGCAAUCGGGCGGAAAUCGACCGGGCUGAGAACAACGAGGACGAUGAGACGAGGGAUGCGCGAAGGCGCGAACGCCGGAUGCGCCGGCAGCACAGACGCGCCCUCAGGACCUGCUCCGUGCCCCCGAACUACGCCGGUGGGCCCUGCGCCGCUGGGGCCCCUGGGGUCCCCCUCGUUCCGUCCGUGGGGGGGUUUCUUCACCCUCCGCCGCCCCACCUCGGCCUCCGAGGACUCAGCGGUCUCGGCGGCCUCAGUUUGGGACUGCCGUUUCCUGUGCCAACCAGCGUUUCUGCCUUCGGGAGGGACUCGGUGCCGAAGCAAUGCUGCGGACUUGGUUCUCCGCCGGUACGUUGGUCCAUUCUAGGAGUGGGAGUGGUGGGCCUUGUUUGUGCAGGCGCAGGGGCCUUACUUGGGGCCUUACGGGCCACCGGUCGCGACCACAUUGCCGUCGCCCUACUCAUGAUCGGUAUCGGUGUGGUACUGGUGACUGUGAGCGCGGUGGCAUGGCGAGUUACCAGCAGGGAACACUGUGGAAGUUUCUUUGGGUUCACGGGUAUCUCGGGAAGAAUUCCACCGGCUAGACCCAUGCAUCCUUACGCCGCCAUGAUAUACCCGGAAUUUCAGUUUAGGCCACCGCCUCCGAGUUAUCAGGCCAGCAUGCAGGAGUAUCGACUUCGACUGCUUCUCCUGGAUCGUUUACAGCCGACUUCGUCGCCGCCGCCGACUUAUAGGUCGAAUGCGGGUAGCGUCGCGGCCCUGGGAGGAACGACACGUGAGAGCAGACCGCCCAGCUACUGUGGCCGACCGAAUCCGACGCCGACCGCUACUCUCCAGGUGCCAUCUAAAAAGGACGCGAAUCUUGUCAGGAUCGUCCAGACCGAAUCUGAGCCCGUCAUUCUCAGUGGGGACCAAACGCCUCCCGUUACCGCCGUCGAAGUGCUGGCUCAUCUUUAACACCUGGUUCUUGCCUAAGAUAUCGAUUGUACAUACGUAUAUACAUACAUAUAUAUGUAUAAACUUUAUACGGUGAACGUUUUGACCCCGCGCGUAUGUGUUACAGGCUUUCCUGCACUGACGUAAAAUCAGUCCAAGACUCAUGAAAUUUGCUGUUCGAGGUAAAAUUUUACCACACCGAGAUAUUAUUUCUAGUUUUCUUUGGUAUAAACUUCUUGGCUAUUUUCAUUUCAUCGCGUAAUUGAAAAAUGUAGUUUUUGGUACAAAGUGAAAAUGAGUUUUGUAGUUUUUACUAGAUAUUUUAGUAUGUAUCGUUAUUCGUUUUGAUUUUGGUCACGCAUCAUAUGUAUAUACAUAAUUUUUUUACAUUUAAUGCGAUAAUUUGAUGUUUGUGCAAUGAUAGAUUCAUGUUAAGGCCUUAUUCAAUUAAAAAAAAUGUUACCUAAACAAACAAAUUGAAUUGUCCAACUUAUGAUGAGGAAAUACGCUGUCGACAACCGUAAUUGUACUAAAUAAUUACUUGUGCCACAUUUUUUGAAACGUUAUUGUAACGAUACACAAUUGAUUAGAAUUUUCAAGUAACCAUAACGAUGAAAGUUUUCUUAGUGCAUGCUCGACAUUCCUUACCCUUUAUUUACGAUCAAGAACUCUUUCAACGAUUUUUCUUAACACAUGAACUGUGAAAAUAAUUUUUUUUCUCUACUAUUGCCAUUAUAAGAUAACACUAUUGAAUUUGUUGGAUAAUUUUUUCCUUGAUCAGCAAACAUAUAUUUAACAAGGUGAUAUACGGGAAGAAUUCUGCAAGUUUUUAACAAAGUCGACGGUUUAUAUUGAAUUUUAGUUUUUACGAAUCGUAGGCAAAUCGUCGAUAAUGAAUAACAAUUGGCGACCUUGCAAUAUUAGUAAAACUUGACCUUCAAAUUUUCCCAUAUAUUUUCCAAUUCGUGUGAAAUUUUUCUUUGUAAAGUAGCCGAGGAAACAGUUGAAUUAUGGUCUGAAAGAAGGCAAAGCAGGGAUUUUAUUUUCAUCUUUCACAGUCACUCCCACGAUCCGUCUAAAUAACUUUGAAUUUUCAUACAAUCACAAUUUUGCAAUCAUAUCUGUGAUUAAAUAAUUUUGUUUUUCCUUGUUGUGAUUAGAUUACUUGAUCGAAGUUUUGAAACUAUCUAAAAAGCGGAGAUUCAGUAUCUACUGCACCAGUGCAAAGAUUCGUCCCUGUAUGAAGCGUUCGUAUCUAGAUGUCAGUCUAUUCUUCUAACAGCGGAGAACCAAUAUUUUUGUCUUUGAUAUAUACACAUGUAUAAAUAUAUAGCAGCAUAUAUAUAUAUAUAUGAUAUUAGCUUGUAUGUAAAAUUUGGGGUCCAAAUUAUAAACGUACGAGAUAAAAAUGCUCAGUGUGAUGGAAUUGUAACUGCUGACGCUUAUACACAGCAACAAAAUGUAUUCCUAGUAAAUAAUGUAUAACAAUUGAAUUCGCCUCCUAUACUAUAAUAACAGCAUAGGCAAAUUGAUACAUGUCUACAUGUAUGUGUGUCAACGUUUUAUUAUACCCAUUCGAAAUACUUCGUUUACCGACCUGUCUAUCGGGACGAAUUGCUCCACCGUUUUUUGUAAAUCCUAUUAUUAUGUUCGUCCCAUGCAUUAUUUAGGACGAUUGAAUAUUGUUGAACGGGUUCGGGCCAUGUCCACCAAUGAAAUAUCAAAAUUUUGUUGCAUAUAUAAUUAUGGAAAGUAAACGGUCACCGCCUUUUCAUAAAUUGAAACAACAUCCAGACCAGUAUUGAUACGAAGCUUUCGUUAUUCAUCGGAGAAAAUUCAACCUCGUAGACAUCGAUUUUUAUCACGUAUUUAGGUUGGUAUUCAUGUUCAGAAGGGCUUGUCUAGUUGCACAAAACUGUAAGGAAAGUUUUGUUUCAAUUUAUCAGAUUUUAUUCGAAUAGUUGCAUGACGAUAUGACUUCGAUGGUCUUUGCAGGUAAUAAUUGUAUACAUCGUGUCACGAAUAUAUUGAUAAAUCCGUACGAUGAACUAUUCAGAAAAUCAAAUAUCAAAAUUUAUCCAAUAUCACGAUUUUGGUUUCGAUUUAAAUGUUUUUUCUCAAGUAAAUUGAUUUUAGAUCGUACAACAUCAAUGUUGACUGCGAAACUCAACUUACCUCCAAUCUCCGUACGCAAUUAUAUAAACUAUACAUAACUGAUGUAAAUAACUAGUAUAACAAGAUUUAAAAAAAAAGUAUACUAACAAUAAAUUGCUAUACACGCUUGCAUGUAAGAUAUAAAUAGAAGAAAAAAAAAAAAAAUGAAACGCAAUACGAAGAUAAGGUUGUCUAUAUUUUUACAAUAAUUCUUACAAAUAAUUGUUAUAUAGGUAUACAUAAACACAUGUGUAAAUUAUAUAAAAGCCUAUACAUAUUAUUGUGUAAUAAGAAAAUAUACUAGAAAAUUUAAUUUAUAUAUUUACAUAUAUAUUGUACACAUGAUCGCAGAAUCACCCGAAUAAAGAGAAAUAAUUUUCUCGUA